This is a messenger RNA of Lecanosticta acicola, 1411 nucleotides long. The record is from the annotation of a GenBank genome assembly. Lineage: Eukaryota; Fungi; Ascomycota; Dothideomycetes; Mycosphaerellales; Mycosphaerellaceae.
AUGUCCGCACAAGGCAAGCUUAUCGACGUUGUCAUUGGCGGCAUCGCCGGUCUCACGACAGCCGAUCAACUUCAGAAAUACCCUCAUGUCAACGUUCAGAUCUAUGAAUCUGCCCACAAAUUCGGAGAAGUCGGGGAUGGUGCCGUUCUAGGCCCCAAUUCGCAAAGUGUGAUGUCUCGGACCGAUCAUCGCAUCAAAGAAGGCUACGAUAGACGAGCCGCUUUCGACGAGAACCCGCCCGACGAGAACGGCCUUUACCCAUGGAUCACUCUGGUGAAGGGCCAAGCACCGCAUAUCGGGGAGCAGGUCAUUCAGUUCAAGCACAAGGAGAAAAGCUCUACGAUCCAACGGGCUCACUUCUUGAACGAACUUGUAAAGCUAAUCGAUAUGGACCGGGCUCACUUUGGCAAGCGACUGGAUCGUAUCUACGAGACUGACGACAAGAUAAGCCCAAUCAUUCUGCACUGCAAGAACAGAACUACCGCCACUGCCGAUGUAGUCAUUGGCGCAGAUGGUAUCCAUGCAGAUAUUCGAAAGCACGUACUCGGCCCGCAGGACCCUGGUGCUGAUGCAUUAUUUACCGGGACCGUUCGAUAUCGCGCAACAGUGCCAUUCAAGAAGGCGGAAGAGAAACUCGGCAAGUUCGAACAAAGUCCAGGUCAGCUCUGUGGAACUGGAGGCAGCGUGUUUGGCUUUCCUCUGUCAAACACCACCCUGUACUACAUCGGUGUCACCGUCUCCAACAACGGUCCUUGGCAACAGGACAAAUGGGCCGUACAUGUCAACCUCGACGACACCACAAAGCAGUUUUCAGAUUGGGACGACUACACGCGCAAAAUUGUCGAACUACUUCCCACAGACGGCUCCACUAUGGCCUGGUCGGUCUGGGAGAUGCCUCCAGCCUCUACCUACUUUAAGGGUCGAGUUGUCAUCACAGGUGAUGCUGCUCACGCUUCCUCACUCCUCGACUCCAUUUCAAGGCGCUGGGUUUGGCCAAGCCAUCGAAGACGCUCUGGUCCUUCAGCAGUUACUGGAAAUGUAUUUGGAUCCAGCCAUGAAGUCUCACUACUUGCCUGAGCCACAGGAGACCGCGCCAUUCCUCUUAUAGGUAUUUGACACAAUUCGUCGUUUUCGCAGCCAGAAGGUGGUUACUACUAGCCGACAGACUGGCCUUAACUCCACUUGCGUCGAACCUGGCGUUGGGAAUACUGCGGCUAAGAUCAGACAAGCUUUAGAAGGUCGACAGCAUUGGAUCUGCGAUCAAGACCAAGCACAGCAGGUCAAGGAUGCUUUCCAAUUGUUCGGCAAGCCGUUCUAUCGAGAAUGCAUCAACGUGUCUCUCGUUUGCUGACACUCUGUCACAGAGGAGAUCAAGGACGCCGGCGAGCGCUCCACAGCACUACCAAAUUGA